This is a messenger RNA of Hypoxylon fragiforme, 1696 nucleotides long. RefSeq lists its product as uncharacterized. The transcript has 2 exons. NCBI's taxonomy places the organism in Eukaryota, Fungi, Ascomycota, Sordariomycetes, Xylariales, Hypoxylaceae. The coding region runs from base 214 to 1584 and encodes 456 amino acids. The record is from RefSeq and is a predicted model, not a curated record.
UAGUUACCUACCUAGGCAAUCAUUCCUAUCAGUCUUUUGUGGCGCAUCCUUCCAUUGUCACAGCACCCUGCAUUACUCUAGCCUACCUCAAGGAUUUCAUCGCAUCUUAAGCAAGCAUCUUUUCACCUAACUCUACUUAAGCAGCAUAUGCUCUAGAUCAAGCAGGCAUCACAGGUGUCAUAGGUAUCACAGGCAUCACACACAGUCGUAGUCAUGUCCUUUAAGAGAUCACGCAUGGCAAGUCCUGCUGAGGAGAAGGUGGAGUGCAAGCGACUACGCCGCCUUACUGAAUACCGCAAGCCAAUCUCGCCCGAAAUUGGCUCGUUGUAUGACAUUCUACAUGAUCACGCGACAAUCCCGCUCUACGUCCUUCCAAUUGGCUGGACAGAGCUUCAUAAGCAGCUAUUGGGGUGUCACUUUGUGCAGCUACCUCCGCAGGCCACGCCAAUACCUUCGGGCUCUGUCUCGUCCCGAAUACGCCCGCUAUCAUAUCGGGCACCUCGGGAGAUUAUUGAUAUGGGUAGAGACAUUGACACCAUCAUGGGUCCGGGCAUCAUUGCCCUCAUGAAGACUCAAGCAGUAAGGAACGUCCUAGAAACUGCAUUUCCGGGUCGAUUCUCUCCAAUGGCAUCAGAUCUCACCAUUUGGUGUGGGGGUAAACAGUAUACAUGCGCAGUUCGCUGUCAAGCCAUGUGGAAGAAAGCCUGUGAAUCUGACCUAUCGGAUCUGCCGACCCUUCAUUCCGUUUCUUCGACUUCCACCUACGGUUCAAACGCGUCCGAAAGCUCCUUCGCUAGCAAGUCUGAGAAUGGGAUCAUCAGAGCUCCUUUUGAUACACCAGUGCUAGGCUACUUGAAUUUAGACUAUCUUAACCAUGUUAGACGGAAGUGUUACCGGAUCCAGCUUUGCCCUGAUGGCUCGCCGAACAUCCCAAUCCAGCAACUCCACCAAUUGCGUUCGCGAAAGCUCAUCCCUCAAAAGCCCCUGGAAGAUCAGUACAUUCUUGCCAUUGCUCUCGCCAUGGCUCAACAGCAUGCAUAUGCAAGCAUUUCUACGCAAGAAGGCUUUGCGCCAAAGAACAUUCCGGUUCGCAUCUUGGUGACAUCCGAAGCAGAAGCCACUUUCAUCGUCUAUUCUUGUGUUGUGCCCAUAGCACUAUUGACCUUAUUUCAUGAGCCCGCUCAGACGCCACUUGGUGAUUUACGAGUCAUAAUCCGAUAUCAGCAUGUGCCUGUAUGGCCGAUUCUAGGCCUCAAAGAGCGCCUUGGACAAGCCCUCGGUAAAGACAUCGUUGGCGAUUUUGACGAGUUCCACAUUAAUACUUUCGAAAAGCCCCAAUCUGAUUCUGAUGACGGAAGCGGAGUUCGUGAGAAAGAGAUGACUACUGUUUUUAAAGAGCUUGCCAACAGAGAAUUAGUAACCCCUAUAGUGCCACAAGUCACUUCGCCUAAACAUAAGCGAGAAAUCCUUUCCGAAGUGUUUAAUGCGAGCUUUUCUGAGGAUCGUGACUCUCACGAUUACCCAAGCGAACUAUUAGCAAAACGGAGGUGUCUAGAGGAAGGUAGGAUUGGCGUUGUCCGAUGAUGCAAUGUCCCCGACCAUCCAACGGAGUCUGCGGGAUAUACUUCGAUGGGUUACUGAAACAUGGGCAGGCACACAAUGAGCCGGCAACGCGACUAUAGGUACUAUCGCAGCA